Molecule: messenger RNA, 741 nt
Organism: Anopheles maculipalpis
Lineage: Eukaryota; Metazoa; Arthropoda; Insecta; Diptera; Culicidae
Exons: 5
Coding region: 3-620 (205 amino acids)
Source: RefSeq, a predicted model, not a curated record
UCAUGGACGGGCGAAACCGACGGCGUCAAUUUGGCGGCCCAUGCCACUGUCUCCGGCCACUGAUACGGCUGUGGGGCGUCGUGACAGCGAUCGUGGUCAGUGGCGUCGGGAUAGACAUCAUGGUGCAUGGUUACACUGCAGGUGUUUAUAUUAUUGUUGCUUCCAUAGUGAUAUUCUUGCUGGAAAUCAAAUGGCUCUUCACACUGUUCAUAGUGCUGUGUACAAACAAUGAUUACACGUCCCGGUGCUACCAGUGUUGGAGCGUGUGCCGGUACUGUGGCGGUUGGCAUCUGACCUUUCCGUACGUGGCCUUAGGUAUAGCGCUGCUCGUGUGGCCCCAUCGGCUGUGGUUGAGCCACGUGGCAGGAGGACUUUUGAUCGUGCUGGCCAUGCUGCGGUUGCUAACGGUGUGCAAGUUCCGACCGCACGGCAAGGAUGACGAGCUGCUGAACCACUUUGAUGAGCACGCUGACAAGUACGACAACCUAUCGGAUGUUUUGGUGGAUAAUUCAAUGCCCGAACCGGGUCACAGUUUGGAGGGUAAUGGACACGCGACCACCGGUGGCAAUGAGGACGAGGAGGAUGACGAUGAGCUGGCAAUGAAUGGGGGCGGCAUGUGACCGGACGGGCCGACGCGCCCAAAGCCCAAAGCAACCAUCAAGAAGUGUAUGAAUCAAAAUUACGAAAAGUUGGAUAACGAAUGUGACUGCGAUGUAAUCAAAUAGGACACAACGGCUCUAU